Saccharomycodes ludwigii is the source of this 1008-nucleotide messenger RNA. It is a transcript of the gene ATP11, whose product is annotated as Atp11p. NCBI's taxonomy places the organism in Eukaryota, Fungi, Ascomycota, Saccharomycetes, Saccharomycodales, Saccharomycodaceae. The record is from RefSeq and is a predicted model, not a curated record. Gene Ontology annotation, cellular component: mitochondrion. The coding region runs from base 1 to 1008 and encodes 335 amino acids. Gene Ontology annotation, biological process: mitochondrial proton-transporting ATP synthase complex assembly. The transcript has a single exon.
AUGUCAAGUUUAAUUACUAAGAAAUUCUUUGCUACAAUUGCUCAUCCAUCUCAUUUCCCAUAUUCAUAUCUUAAAGACUCCCAACUCAAAGCUAUAUUAAACAAACCCCAUAAAUCCAUUACGGCCAAUUACUCCUCAAAAGCUAUUGAAUCUAGAUACCAGGAUAAGUUAUUACAAAUAGCAAAAGAAAAAGGCUUUGAUUCAAUUCAAGAAUUAAAGGAACACUUGAAAGAAGAAUUAGAAGAAAAAAAAAAAGAAUUAAACAAAAUUGACCCAUUAAAAGAAUUAGAGGAAUAUCAAACCAAAAUGAUCGAACAAAACCCAAAACAUUUUGCAAAUAAAAAUAGAGGUCCUAUUGAUGCCAGCAAGCCUCAACAGCCAUUUAAAACUUUGGAUUCUUUUUUAAACGUUGCCAAAAUCAAAGAAUUAAGCCAGCAAGAAAUUGAGUACUUAUGGAGAGCAAGAUGGAGUAACAAGGAGAAUGUUUUAAGUGCUGUAGUCCCUGUGGAUACAUACAAUAGGUUAAUUAAAAAUGCUAAAGAAAAUCCAUCUUUUGUUUUACCAUUACCAAGAACAUUGCCAUUGGAAGACAACAAAAGCGAAAAUGGUAAAGUUGAUAAUGAAAAAAAAGCAGACACUCCAUUUGAAUUGCAUUAUGUUCAAUGGGCAUUCCCUGGGCCAAACACCACACAUUGCAUGCUUACCUCCUUAGCUGAAUAUAAAUUACACAAGGAAUUUUCCAGGCCUCAUACCACUUUGGCAUUCCAUUCUGAGUUAGCACAGGAUAAGAAUAUUGUUUUGAUGAACGGUCAAGUAGAAAAAGAUUCCAAUAUUUCUCUGCAAGAUGCUCAACUUUUGUUGUUAAACAUUCAAAGAUUUUAUGGUGCCAUGGGUGAAUCCACACCUAUAUCUAAAAAGAGAGUUCAGUUGUUAAGGGACUUUACUAAGGGGUCGCCUGAUUUCAAUGUUGAGUUAUUAAUUUCAUUAUCUCAAAGUAUGGAAAACUGA